Molecule: messenger RNA, 1842 nt
Organism: Lachancea lanzarotensis
Lineage: Eukaryota; Fungi; Ascomycota; Saccharomycetes; Saccharomycetales; Saccharomycetaceae
Gene: TAG1
Product: LALA0S03e08944g1_1
Exons: 1
Coding region: 1-1842 (613 amino acids)
Source: RefSeq, a predicted model, not a curated record
AUGUCAGCGCAUGCGGAGCCUGGCGAUUUGGAGCAACAACCACUGCAAUCGCGAGUGGCAGAAAAUUACGGGGCGACGUUGGCUCAGCCGAAAACAGCAGCACCAAAACGUCCAUCUCGGGCGAUAUGGAAUUUUUUACUGGCUAUUUCAAUAGCUUUUUUGUGUCUUGGAGCCAUUGGAAUAUAUGCAUCAAGAUUCGUACCAUCAACUGAGGCUAUUCAGACAUACUAUGAAGAUGUGACGAAAGUGAAAUUACAUAGCAUCUCCUAUGAGGGGUGGGAUUCUAAGCCUAACAGUGCAGGAUUUAAAUUAGACUCUUUUGCAUCGCCUGAUGGUGAGAAAGAUAGUUACAAAUACCUCAAAGUGCGAGCUAAAAUUGGAGUGCAAUUUGAUCACGAUCAAGCUCUUUCUUCUACAACCAACUCGACCUCGACUUUGCGGGAAAGAUCCAUUAUAAGGUUCUUUAGUCAGUCCGUCGUCAGAACAGUUUGUUUCAACCUUAAUGACAUGAAAGCCUAUAACGAUAACGAAACUGGCACUCAGCUCUUGGGAUCCGUCCACAUUCCACAAUCAGUUUGUGUUGACUUGAGAGCCAAUACAACAACUGAACUAGAUCUUCCAAUUGUGGUUCAUCCCAAUGCACAAAAUAUCGCCUCCGUGAUCAUAAAGAUUUGGAGACGUAAGUUUCACGAGCUCAAUCUUUGGUCAAAUUUAAACAUCACUCUAUCCAAGUGGGGUCUUUCCUUCGGAAAAGUACAGAUACCGAGACUAGAUUGGGACGAUUUUUUGAAUUGGGAUCAGGUUCAAUCUUACGUUGAUCAAAUGCAUGAAUUCUUGAAGGAUCCUAUAAAGGUAAAUGAUUUUCAAAUUAGUGAUGUCAAUGAAGCUGUAAAGUUUCAAAUUGGUAUUUCCUACGAUUGUCCGGAUCUGCUCAGGGACAUUCUGCAGUCUCAGAGAGGUUGUUCAAUCCCUCCCACAUCUUGGACUGUUCGCAUGCCUGGCUGCCAAGAAAAUGAGCCUAUAGCUCUGCAAAACGCUGUAUUUCAAACACCUUUAGUGCCAGUUGAUCUUCUCUUGACACAGUCCAGCGCUGACAUUAAUAUAACAGGCCAGAUUCAUGGUCCACUCCCCGAUGAGCUACUUUAUCAAGUCUGCGACUCAGACGAAGAGAAUGUUGUAACACCAAUCAACCUAUUUUUGAAAAAGGUCUUCGACCCUACUCAGAAUGUUGGUUUCGAAAUUUGUGGCCUUCAUUCAGGGCGUACCAAAAAGAGCAUCAUUCCAGAACGCCUCUUAGACGAGAUCCUGCCGUCAAUUGCACAAGAAAUAAACGCCAAUUUGACAAUAGAUUCCGACCAAUUGGUCGAGCAGGUAACUGUUGAUGAGAUGAAAAUGAAGUGGGUACAAAGAGGCUGGGACGAUAAAAGACUCGAGAUCAUGGGGAAAGUCAACACAUUAGUGAAUCUACCAUUUUACAAUGCGACGCUUUCUAAAGAAGAAGAAACAGUUUCCAUCAAAAAAAUAAAGGGCUUGACUAAACUGUUUCACAAUGAUGUCCACUUCGUGUCAGUUCCCAUGGAUGUUUGGCUCAACGCUGAAUCAGAGAUUUUAAGGUCUGUGGAUCUAGCUAAUAUUCAAUUGCGGGUUUCAUUUGAUAUUGCUGGCCAAGAUGUUGUGGUAGUGGACAGACUUGAACUUACGAGAUGUUUGAAUGAGAUACUAGUACUAGGCCAAGCAAAAGUGUUUGUCGAAGGGCAAUUAGAUUUGAUGAUGGAUACAAAGUUAGGUUCCAUUGUUCUACUCGGAUUGGAAGGUAAUGGCACUACUAUUAUCAGGAAGUGA